Molecule: messenger RNA, 3215 nt
Organism: Antechinus flavipes (yellow-footed antechinus)
Lineage: Eukaryota; Metazoa; Chordata; Mammalia; Dasyuromorphia; Dasyuridae
Gene: BTBD9
Product: BTB domain containing 9
Exons: 11
Coding region: 159-2156 (665 amino acids)
Biological process (GO): adult locomotory behavior; modulation of chemical synaptic transmission; circadian behavior
Molecular function (GO): protein binding
Source: RefSeq, a predicted model, not a curated record
UUACCGGGGCCUUCUUUCCAGUAGCUCCCCCAUCUCCCUUCUGUGCUCUCCGUAGAAGAGCUUCAAUAAAAUCGCAGCUUGGAGUGUCGAGUCCUCAGGCACACCCACGUCCUGCAGAAGAAGAUACUGAUAUCAGCGAAUAUUUUCUAUUCUACAAAAUGAGCAACAACCAUCCACUGCGCCCCUACACUUCUGUGGGAGAAAUUGAUCAUGUGCAUAUCUUGUCUGAAAAUAUUGGUGCCUUGUUAAAUGGAGAAGAAUAUGGCGAUGUGACAUUUAUAGUGGAAAAGACACGUUUUCCAGCCCACAGAGUCAUUCUGGCUGCCAGGUGCCGCUAUUUUCGAGCAUUAUUAUAUGGUGGAAUGCGAGAGUCUCAUCCUGAAGCAGAAAUCCCUCUCCAAGACACCACUGCAGAGGCAUUUACCAUGUUACUUAAAUACAUCUACACAGGACGAGCAACAUUAACAGAUGAGAAGGAGGAGGUGCUGCUGGACUUCCUAAGCCUGGCUCAUAAAUAUGGAUUCCCUGAGCUGGAGGAUUCAACUUCUGAGUAUCUCUGUACCAUACUUAACAUUCAGAAUGUCUGUAUGACUUUUGAUGUUGCUAGUCUCUAUUUGCUUCCAAAACUCACAUGUAUGUGCUGUAUGUUUAUGGAUAGAAAUGCUCAGGAGGUACUUUCCAGUGAAGGUUUCCUUUCUCUUUCUAAGGCAGCACUUCUCAAUAUUGUAUUAAGAGAUUCAUUUGCAGCUCCUGAAAAGGAUAUUUUUCAAGCUUUGUUGAAUUGGUGUAAGCAUAAUCCAAGAGAGGAUCAUGCUGAAAUCAUGCAGGCAGUUCGCUUGCCCCUGAUGAGUCUCACUGAGCUCUUGAAUGUUGUCAGACCUUCUACAUUACUGUCUCCUGAUGCCAUAUUGGAUGCAAUUAAAGUGCGCUCAGAAAGUCGAGACAUGGAUCUCAAUUAUCGAGGAAUGCUUAUACCAGAAGAGAACAUUGCAACUAUGAAGUAUGGAGCCCAGGUAGUGAAAGGGGAGUUGAAAUCUGCCUUAUUGGAUGGUGAUACACAAAAUUAUGAUUUGGAUCAUGGAUUUUCUAGGCAUCCAAUUGAUGAUGACUGCCGUUCUGGCAUUGAGAUUAAAUUAGGUCAGCCGUCAAUUAUCAAUCACAUACGAAUACUCCUUUGGGAUCGUGAUAGCCGGUCUUAUUCCUACUACAUUGAAGUGUCCAUGGAUGAACUAGAUUGGAUCAGAGUAAUUGACCACUCAAAAUAUCUCUGUCGUUCUUGGCAAAAGCUGUAUUUUCCUGCCCGGGUCUGCAGGUAUGUUCGAAUAGUUGGGACACACAACACAGUAAACAAAGUUUUCCAUCUUGUGGCUUUUGAAUGUAUGUUUACAAACAAAACCUUUACUCUUGAAAAGGGUCUGAUAGUUCCAACGGAUAAUGUUGCUACAAUUGCUGAUUGUGCUAGUGUGAUUGAAGGUGUGAGUCGUAGUCGUAAUGCCUUGUUGAAUGGUGACACCAAGAAUUAUGACUGGGAUUCUGGAUACACCUGUCACCAACUAGGAAGUGGUGCCAUUGUGGUUCAGCUGGCACAACCAUAUAUGAUUGGGUCAAUACGGUUAUUACUUUGGGACUGUGAUGAUCGAAGCUACAGCUACUACAUUGAAGUUUCCACCAAUCAACAGCAGUGGACCAUGGUGGCAGACAAAACCAAACUGCCUUGCAAAUCCUGGCAAUCAAUAACUUUUGACAAACAGCCUGCAUCCUUCAUCCGAAUAGUUGGAACACACAACACAGCAAAUGAGGUAUUCCACUGUGUACACUUUGAGUGUCCAGAGAAGAGUCGUAUCCAUAAGGAAGAGAGCAAGAAGGAAGCCACGGCACCAACGACCACAGUAGGGACGGUGCUGGGGGCAGCGUCGGCACCAUCGAUGGUAGUGUCGGCGUCGGCAUCGGUGUCGGCACCGGCACUAUUAGGGGCGGCAGGGGCGGCGGCACCAGGGGUGGCAGGGGCGGCAGGAGCGGCGGCAGCAGCAACGGCAUCAAGAGAUGAGAGCCCUGGGGGGCAGCAGCUGGUCUCAUACCCACUUCGACUCUCCAGCAACAAUUCCAACCCAUCCCUCCCUGGACCCACUUCUCAAUCAUCUAUUCAGCCCCAAUAAAAGAUGAAGACAAAAGGAUGGAUGCAGUGACUUGGUUUGGGCCCAAAUAACACUAGGAAGUCUUUGUUCUUCUUGGAGAGGAAUUGUUAUAUGACUUUUUCCUUGUUGCUGCUGUUUCCAAAUGGGAAUAGGCCUGCCUGAAAAUACAGAAAUAGAACAGGUUUUCUCCCAAGGACAGAAAGGGGGCUACUUCGCUUGCCUCAAUUUGUUCAAAUCAGACUGGUCUCCAAGGGGAGAAUAUAGGUCUUCAAUCUUCAUCAAGUCCACCAUUAACACCCUACCUCUCUAAUCUAACCCAGGCAAAGGGAACGGAAAGAAAUAAUAGAGAGACUCGUGUUGGAAUACAAAAAUGGCAUAAGAACACUGACUGGGAAGAGAAUAUAUUAGGCAUUUAUUACCUGGUGGCACCCUUUAGGAAAUGGGUUUUUGGUGGGAGUGUUUAUUUUUAUGGAACACAUUGCCCUGGCAACUAAAUGAUUUUUAUUUCUUUUAGUUAUUCUCAAUUUGCUGAAUCAUAGGUGUUCCAGAUCUCUUUGAAAACUCAAAUGGAAAUUUUUUUCCAAGUUCCUUUUGAGGCAGUAAUUCCCUUCCCUUAUUUCUGAAUGGUUAUGCAUGAGGUAGAAUAGGAAAAUAUCAAGCAUGUCUUUAAGAUGAGGCCCAGAUGUAGCUGAUUGCAGCACCUGGUCUGACAAGGAAAUGCCUUCAAGGAGGGCUAACAAAAUACACAUUGAGGAAGCCAAUCUUUGGACACCGUAGUCAAUAAUCACUUGAAUUGCAGAGUUAUUUAUCUGUCAUUCCUGAAAUGUAUCUGGAGCAACCAUGUACUUUUUAUCAGCUUUGGGAUUUUGACACAUAAACGGUCCCAGCACCUGCAAAUUUAAUGGAAGAUUUACAUGUGUAUAUAUCUCUAGGUGUAGGCAGAUGGAUGUCAAUCUGUAGUUUCUUCUGGUCUGGUUGAAGCUUCUGCAAUAAUCUGUACAGGUUCAGAGCUUCCUGUUUUUGUUUAUACUCCUGCUAAUGAUGGGCAUUAGGAAUACAAAACUGGGAAUUUGCAAUUAA